Messenger RNA from Etheostoma spectabile (orangethroat darter), 4758 nucleotides. RefSeq names its product metallophosphoesterase domain containing 1 (gene mpped1). Gene Ontology annotation, molecular function: hydrolase activity. The record is from RefSeq and is a predicted model, not a curated record. The transcript has 7 exons. Lineage: Eukaryota; Metazoa; Chordata; Actinopteri; Perciformes; Percidae. Bases 382 to 1317 code for a protein of 311 amino acids.
GAGAGAGAGAGAGAGAGAGAGAGAGAGAGAGAGAGAGAGAGAGAGAGAGAGAGAGAGAGAGAGAGAGACGAAUUUCUCCAGUGGUGCACCACGGGGAAGCCUGCUCAUUCAACCUGCCCUGCGCGUCUCUCUGAGCGCACACACCGUCCUGUCUCCACAUCCAUCCCCGAGCAGCCUCACUGCAGAGGACCACGGAGAGCCGGUGCGGAGGAGCUGCAGAGAAGAAGAAGAGGAGGAGGGAGGAGGUGAUCGCUGUGAGGGUUUGAGCUUGUCAGCAGCCUCUCCUCAGGCCUGGACUAUCUAAAAACAACAAGCAGCUAACUUCCCAACCCGACACCUCUCGCUGGUCCUGCCGCUCCGCUCCGCUCCAGUCCCAGUGUCAUGGCCUUCACCCUGUCAGAGAUCAUGGCAGCGAGACGGCAGCAGUCGCAGGCUCAGGCGCAAGCCCAGCGAGGCAACAGGACAGCGGUGGAGGUAGACGAAUAUAGCACCAACCCCACUCAGGCCUUCACCUUCUACAACAUCAACCAGGGACGUUUCCAGCCACCACACGUCCACAUGGUGGACCCGAUGCCCCACGACACGCCCAAGCCGCCGGGCUACACCCGCUUUGUGUGCAUCUCGGACACUCACUCCCGCACUGACAGCAUCCAAAUGCCGUAUGGAGACGUGUUCAUCCAUGCCGGAGACUUCACCGAGCUGGGACUGCCCUCUGAGGUCAAGAAGUUCAACGACUGGCUAGGUACCCUGCCCUACGACAUCAAGAUAGUAAUUGCCGGAAACCACGAGUUGACCUUUGACCAGGAGUUUAUGGCUGAUCUGAUCAAGCAGGACUUCUACUACUUCCCCUCUGCCUCCAAGUUGAAGCCAGAGAAUUACGAGAAUGUCCAGUCGCUGCUCACUAACUGCAUCUACCUGCAGGACUCCGAGGUCACUGUGCGAGGCUUCAGGAUCUACGGCGCCCCCUGGCAGCCCUGGUACUACGGCUGGGGCUUCAACCUGCCGCGGGGUCAGGCUCUGCUGGACAAGUGGAACCAGAUCCCCGACAACACAGACAUCCUGGUCACACACUGCCCCCCACUGGGUUUCCUGGACUGGGUCCCAAAAAAGAUGCAGCGUGUGGGGUGCAUGGAGCUGCUCAACACAGUCCAGAGGAGAGUCCAACCCAAAUUACAUGUGUUCGGACACAUUCAUGAAGGUUACGGCAUGAUGACUGACGGCACCACGACGUUCGUCAACGCCUCAGCCUGCACUGUCAACUUCCUGCCCAUGAAUGCACCCAUCGUCUUCGACCUUCCAAACCCCCGGGCCACAUGACUAAAGCGGGAUUGCCCAAAAUCACCUGGCGCCGACCAAGAGAGCUAGGUGAGGUUGGUCGGUCAGAGCGGAGCAGGUUUCUGUAAAUAUUAUGAGGCAGCUGUGUGUUUAACGCCACACAUACAGUAUGGUAAAGGCCUGGAGACGGAGCGGACUAAAUGAGGAACGCUUCGUCAUGCUAUUAAUGUUAUUUUCUCAGCUGUGUGUUUAAACGCCACACAUACAGUAUGGUACAUGCCUGGAGACAGAGCGGACUAAGUGAGGAACGCUUUCUCAUGCUAUUACUGUUAUUUUCUCUGCAAUCAUUUCUUCAUCCCAACACUGAGUCUAAAAGCAGAUGGACAAGCGGAGAGACGCUUUUCAUGCGGACAUAUGGACAUUUCUCUGUCCUCUUUUACUGCACUGACAAUCUGAUGGGGCUCUCAGAGAGACAGGAGGCACCCAGAUGUCCCUGUUGGCCUUUUUCACUUCAUUUAUAUGAACUGUAAAUCAUAAAGUGAAACCACCCAACACCUUGUCUACGUGACAGUUUUGGAUUAGCCUUGACUCGACAGCAACGGAACACUUGCCCAGAGGACUUGUCACAGAACUUCUUCUCCCUUUCCACUUUUUCAACAUUACUUUCCUCAUUUUGUCCCACCUCUUUUCUACAACUCUUAUCUUCCUCCUGUUUCUCUCCCCUUCUGUGGCCUGGAGCAUGAUGUGGUGUGUGUUUUUGCCAGUGUGUAUGUGUAUAUGUGAUCAAAUUGAGUUUGUGAGGGCAGCAAGAGGUCUCUGCCAGGGGCAGUGUGAGCGUCAGGGUAUCAAACAUGACACCCCUCCUCGGGCCCCAUUACAGCCCCCAUACGCCUCUGAACCAUCCAGGAGGAUGCAGAGGAAACCACAUGCAGCACUUUCCCUUUUUGGUCCUCUCCUCUCUUCUCCUCCUUCUAUGUAGCUCAACUUUUCUCUUCUUUACUUCACUGCAAAAAGAGGAGUCUAAAAACAAGAUAGAAUUCUAUCACUAAAUCUGAGGGAAAAGGUACUCAAAACAAUUGAAAUUAUCCAUCCAUGCAGUAAGAUAAUUUCAUUUGACAAGCUUAUACACUAAGAAUAUAGUGUAAAGUUGAACACUUAAAAUAAGAAAUUUACUCCUAAAACAAGGUAAAUUAUCUUAUAAGUUUUUUUUAUCUUGGUAAGAACCAAAUCAUUUGCAGUGUUCCUUCCUCUCUAUCCUCCAUGCUGAGUGAAUGAUAGCACAGCUUUAUAGGGACCAGGCUCGGAGCUGAGGCCCAGGCCCGCCCAUAUUGACAGCUGGCCCGACCAAUCAGAAAGUUAAGUGUGUUGCUGUGCAAAGCACUGCAACAAUCCCAGCAACCACAGACUGGAAAACCUGUACACGUUCAAUUCUGAGACUUUUUAAUGUGAGCUGUGGCUGUUUUACGAAAAUUGAUUUCAGAAGCUCCACAGUCUGACGUGACAGCCCUGCCGGGGUUGCUGGCUUGCUGCCCGGCCUGUCCACCUUCACACACCCCGCUAUGAGCUGGCUGGAGCUGCUGUUGUUGUUUAAAUAACUCAACACACAUAUCCAGAAGAUUAACUGGAACCUGUGGUUCUGAGUUAUAAAGCUCCACAAGAGAUUGCGGGCAAAAGGUAACAGUCUGGCUGACCGGGCUGUCACUCUCAAACAUACACACACACACACACACACACACACACACACCGGCCACGGAGCAGGCAGAGGAGAGGGGGAGCAGUGUCUGACAGGCAGACAGAUACCCGUCUCCCUUUGACAGUCUUGUAAAUAAAUUAUAACAUGUAUACUGAUGCUGUCAGUCUUACUCUGUAAGACAAUUGGAAUUUCAUUUGUUAACUUUUUUAAUAUUCUAAUAAUAUUCAGUAAAUACGGCAUACGUACAUACGUAUGUAGAUUUCGAAAACGGCCAGAGUGUAAGGUUGAGUUUUACUGUCCCAGCCAGUGGUGUAGUCUACGUGAUACGCAGGUAUACGCAGUGUACCCGCUAAGAAAGCUCCAGGAUUUUCAAAUACCCACUUAAAAUGUGCAAUGACAUGCAACAACAUACUUUGCAUUUUUAUUAUAGAUAUUUCCACCGUGAAUUGGUGCAUAAAAGUGUACCAGAAUGCAGGAAAUGAAGUCUUUGAUGCCCAAAACUUCCAUGGUGGAGGACACCCGGACACCCAUCCUGGCCCAUACAUAUACAGUACAGUACACCCACUACAAUAUAUUAGACUACAACACUGGUCCCAGCUAGAGAUGUUCCGAUUCCGAUACCAGUAUUGGAAAUGCCUCCGAUACUGCCGAAAAUGCUGGCAUCGUUAUUGGCAAGUACUGGAGUACAGGCACCGAUCCGAUACCACAUACACUAUUAAAAAUAGGAAUCUAUUUACUGGUUAGCUCCGUUAGCUUGGACACAGUUCUUCUUCGGCGCUCUUAAAAUAGUUGCGCUGUUGUUUUAGAGGGGUGAAGAAGAAUUGAUCACCUAACGCCUCCUUAAAACAAGCUAGCAUUAGCGCAUCAUGUCGGCAGUUUGGCAGUACUUUACAGUGGAUGUUCCCACCGGUAAGACGGCAACAUACAACAUAUGCAGAGAAGCAAUUUCAAGGGGUGGCACGAGUGUUGCAAAUUUCAACAGCAGCAACUUAAUUAAAGAUUUGAAGACGCGUCACGCUAAGAGCACAACGAAUUUACGAAAGCUACGGGAGAAAAAAGGACGAACUGCAGCAGCAAACUCUGGAAACUGCCUUCCAGCGAUAAAAAAAAAGCAACAACAAUAACCAACAAAGUUUUAGAGUUUAUUGUACUGGAUUACCAACCCCUGUCUGUUGUCGAAAAUGUGGGAUUUUGCCGCUUAAUUGGGCAUUUGAAGCCAAGGUACUGUUUGCCAGGUUGUAAAUAUAUCUCCAAAACUGCGCUACCCAAAUUAUACGAGACAGUUAGGGAACACAUUUCGUGUAUGCUGAAAGACGUGCAUGCAGUCAACUUUACCAGGAGGACAUUUGGCGCUCUGACGUGUGCCCCAUGUCUUUGCUAAAUUGAACGUCCCACUGGGUGGACAGAGAAUCAAGGUUUUACCCCUCGAAGUGCGGUGCUGCACGCCACCGAGUUCUGAGGGUCACAUAAUGGCACAUUAAUUGCCGAAGCAAUUGAGGGGAUGCUAGAAAGUGGAAAAUGCCCAAGUCCAACGUUCAUGUUGUUUUGCGCGACAACGCUAGCAACAUGAAGAAAACCACGAGAUGAGAUGGAUGUACCAAGUUUAGGAUGCUUGGGGGGGCAUGAAGGGCUGCUGUCACAGAGAAGUGUGAGUGAUGCAUUUUACAAUAUUUUGGCUGCACUUAAAUCUUUAUACUGUUUUAUUUAAAAAAUAAAUGGCUUCCAUUUGCUGUAUUAAUUCAUGUUUUACAAAGCGUUAAACCUGAGCCCGGCCUUACCACAAUGAUAAU